Messenger RNA from Solanum tuberosum (potato), 477 nucleotides. RefSeq lists its product as uncharacterized. The transcript has a single exon. NCBI's taxonomy places the organism in Eukaryota, Viridiplantae, Streptophyta, Magnoliopsida, Solanales, Solanaceae. The record is from RefSeq and is a predicted model, not a curated record. Bases 1 to 477 code for a protein of 158 amino acids.
AUGGCCAUACGUUUAAGUGAAAAGUUAGCUAGUUUAUCCAACGAAGCACAAGAGUUGUUUAUCAUGUAUGGUAUAGCUGUGGUGUUGAUUUUUUUUAGUAGACGAACCAUUUCUAUAGUAUGGCCAAACGAAACAACGGUUGAUACAUUGGAGGAUCUAGCAAAAGAGAUUAGAAAACUUGAGCAAGAACUUGAGGAGAAGAAAAUGGAACUCACGUUCAACCAAUUUAUCAAGGGAAAGGUUAAUUUAAAUGAAUUUGAUGCUACGAAAACUAAAAGUUUGUUGGAAAUGUUUUCUCUUAUACGAGCUAAACUUGAUGAAAGAAAAAGACAACUUCAACAACAAUCUCUGAAGACUCCGCCAUUUCUCUCUAAUUCUGAGUCGACAACUGAGACUGAUGUAGAUAUGAGUGACAAUUUUCAUGCAGUAGGCACAUCAACAAGUUUGGAGGGUGGAAGCGAUGGUGAUGAUAAAUGA